Penicillium mononematosum is the source of this 768-nucleotide messenger RNA. RefSeq lists its product as uncharacterized. NCBI's taxonomy places the organism in Eukaryota, Fungi, Ascomycota, Eurotiomycetes, Eurotiales, Aspergillaceae. The coding region runs from base 1 to 768 and encodes 255 amino acids. The record is from RefSeq and is a predicted model, not a curated record. The transcript has 3 exons.
AUGCCACGAAGUCUUCGCUCAGGGAAUAUCUACGCUUCUCCCCUUCCCCCUCCACCGCGCCCUCUUCGUGUCCCAGCCGAGAACGUCAUCCGUAACCGGGACUAUGAGCUCAUAGGUAACAUGAACAUCCCCAUGGGCCUCUCACGCAAGAAGGUUUCUGAAUGCCAUCUCGAAUUUUUAGAUAUCGGGCCGAAAGAUACAGAAUGGUUCAAGGACCCAGAGCGAAAUAACCACUGUAUCCUCCGGCUCGUAUUCUUACAUCAACUGGAAGACGACACCCCAUACGCACCUAUUGGCACCAGGGGAGUUGUCCUGGACUUGGAAGGUGCGGAGCAACUACAAGAUUCAUAUACAGGCGAGCUAAUGAUGAGUACCUUCGGGUACGAAGGCCCGCAUCAGAGGUCGAUGCGAGUUGUCAAGCUGCGUAUGGGCGGCGAGAGGACAGUUGGGGAUGCUGUUAGGAUCAUUCGGAAUACUCGUUUGGUGCCUUGUCACUUUGAUACACCCAACGAGCACUUGGUUGGCUGUCGAGAUUUUGUAUCGCAAUUGAUUUAUCAGUUGGAUAGGAACAAGUUUUUAAGGCUUCCGGCUGAUGCUGACACUACGGUUUAUGACUCGUUCAACUACCGUUAUGAUAUGGAUGAUGACCCUGCUAUCGGUUAUGUCCCUACUCCUGUGAAGUAUGCUAUCUUUAGGGCGUCAUAUCAACAUACGGCUAUUAACAGGAUUAAUUAUCAUGGAACGCGUCGUUUCCUGGACGGGCAGUAG